This is a messenger RNA of Dothidotthia symphoricarpi CBS 119687, 1146 nucleotides long. RefSeq names its product mitochondrial carrier. Gene Ontology annotation, molecular function: phosphate transmembrane transporter activity. The transcript is spliced from 2 exons. Bases 1 to 1146 code for a protein of 381 amino acids. The record is from RefSeq and is a predicted model, not a curated record. Gene Ontology annotation, cellular component: mitochondrial inner membrane. Gene Ontology annotation, biological process: mitochondrial phosphate ion transmembrane transport. NCBI's taxonomy places the organism in Eukaryota, Fungi, Ascomycota, Dothideomycetes, Pleosporales, Dothidotthiaceae.
AUGUUCCCCACGACGAACACGUUAAGCCAGGCGUUCGCCGGCUGCGGACCGUUCCCACAGCAUGUCCCUGCCCCCCAAUCGAAAUCAUCCUCGAAAUGGCUUGCCCGACACGAACUGUAUCCUGUCUGGAGCGUUACCGAGGACGCAAAGAACAAAGCAACAAAGCUAAGUGAUGCUGCUUUGGCGGAACUCGAGAAGGCAAGCCACAAGGCACAAAACAAGGCGGGCGGUAUCGAAUUAUACUCGCCGAAGUUCUAUGCUGCAUGCACACUCGGAGGUGUAAUGGCCUGCGGCCUUACACACACGGCUGUGACGCCGCUCGAUCUUGUGAAAUGUCGACGUCAGGUGAACUCGACACUGUACAAGGGCAAUUUCGAGGCCUGGGGCAAGAUCGGGCGUGCUGAAGGCCUUCGUGGUGUCUUCACCGGAUGGGGACCUACAUUCUGGGGCUACUCUGUUCAAGGUGGUUUGAAGUACGGAGGCUACGAGUUUUUCAAGAAGUUCUACGGAGAUCUUGCGGGCGAGGAAAACUACGACAAGUACAAGACGCUUAUCUACCUGGCAGGAAGUGCCUCCGCCGAAUUCAUCGCCGACAUUGGUCUUUGUCCCUUCGAGGCUGUCAAAGUACGCAUGCAAACGACGAUGCCUCCCUUCGCGAAAACGACUCUUGGUGGCAUAUCAGCAAUCACUGCCAAAGAAGGCUUCGGAGGACUCUACAAAGGUCUUUAUCCCCUCUGGGGCCGCCAGAUCCCUUACACGAUGAUGAAGUUUGCAUCUUUCGAAACCAUUGUUGAGAUGAUCUACAACUAUCUGCCUGGCUCCAAGAGUGACUACGGGAAAGGAGCUCAGACUGCUGUGUCCUUCACCGGAGGUUAUAUGGCCGGUAUUCUGUGCGCUAUCGUGAGCCAUCCUGCAGAUGUUAUGGUGUCGAAACUCAACGCUACCCGUGAAGCCGGCGAGAGCUUUGGUGGUGCCACUAGCCGCAUCUAUAAGGAUAUCGGCUUUGGAGGUCUUUGGAACGGACUGCCUGUUCGUAUCGUCAUGAUAGGCACUCUGACUGGGCUACAGUGGAUGACCUACGACUCUUUCAAAAUCUUUAUCGGUCUGCCUACCACUGGCGGUGCACCCAAGGAAAAGACUAAGUAG